This is a messenger RNA of Dipodomys spectabilis (banner-tailed kangaroo rat), 2914 nucleotides long. It is a transcript of the gene Slc67a2, whose product is annotated as major facilitator superfamily domain containing 9. Gene Ontology annotation, biological process: transmembrane transport. The transcript has 6 exons. The record is from RefSeq and is a predicted model, not a curated record. Gene Ontology annotation, molecular function: transmembrane transporter activity. NCBI's taxonomy places the organism in Eukaryota, Metazoa, Chordata, Mammalia, Rodentia, Heteromyidae. The coding region runs from base 37 to 1455 and encodes 472 amino acids.
GCUGCAGCGGCGUCUUCGCUGCGCGCCUGCGCAGGUAUGGAGCAGGAGGGUCGUCUGCGCCCCAGCUUGGCUCCUGGGCUGGCCUCAGCGACCCCCGAGCCGCAGCAGAAGCCAUGUCCAGGAGCGGCAAUGCGGGAUCCGGGGUUCAUUGCGGUCCGAGCCCGCAGCUUCCUGUUCCGUGUCUACUUGGUGGGCUUUUUGGACUUGUUUGGUGUCAGCAUGGUUGUCCCUUUACUGAGCCUUCAUGCCAAGUCCCUUGGUGCAAGUCCCAUCGUUGCAGGAAUAAUAGGCUCCUCCUAUGGCAUUUUACAACUCUUUUCUAGCACAUUUAUGGGCUGCUGGAGUGAUGUAGUUGGAAGACGAGUCUCCUUGUUGGUGUGCAUUUUGUUCAGUGCCCUGGGGUAUCUCCUUCUUGGAGUUUCUACCAAUGUCUUCCUGCUUGCCCUGGCUAGAGUCCCUGUGGGGAUUUUUAAACACACACUCUCCAUCUCCAGGGCUCUCCUUUCUGAUCUGGUUGCAGAGAAGGAGCGGCCACUUGUGCUGGGCCAGUUCAAUACAGCUUCUAGCAUGGGCUUCAUCUUAGGCCCCAUGGUUGGUGGGUAUCUCACUGAAUUAGAUGGUGGAUUCUAUCUUACAGCCUUCACCUGUUUCUCAGUCUUCCUUCUCAAUGCUGGUCUCGUUUGGUUAUUGCCUUGGAGUGAAACAAAACUCAACAGUUCAACGAAUGGCCUGAGAUUGAAUAAGAAACACACGCUGUUGGGAAAGAUAUUACAAGGAACAGCCACCGUCCCAAUGGCCACCACGAAUGAACAGCCUGCUAAGCAGCCCUGGCUUCAAGUCCCGUCAGUCUUGCAGGACAUGCGGAGUCUGCUGUUUUCUGAAAUGUGGCACAUAUUUCUCGUGCGCUUGCUCAUGGGUGUGGCCGUCAUGCUGUACUAUAGUAACUAUGUCUUGGCCCUGGAAGAUCGCUUUGGGGUGCAGCCCAAGACCACAGGAUACCUCAUCAGUUAUAGCAGCGCCCUGGGGGCCCUGGCUGGAUUCACCCUGGGGCCCAUCCUGAGUCUGUACAAGCACAACUCACACAGGGUCCUGCUCCACUCGAGCACUCUCACCUGUAUGCUGUUGCUACUCUACGCCACGGCCCACACCAUGGCUGUGGUUGUCUUCUCCUCCACGCUUCUGUCUUUCUCCACCGCCAUCGGCAGGACCUGUGUCACCGAUCUCCAGUUGAGCAUGGGUGGCACCCAGGCCAGUGGCACUGUCAUCGGCUUGGGGCAGUCUGUGACAGCUGUAGCCAGAAUCAUUGCUCCUCUUCUCUCAGGAGUGGCCCAGGUAGUCAGCCCCUGUGGUCCCCCCAUCCUAGGGGGUGCCUUAGCCAUGGUGGCAAUUUUCUUAAUGUCACUAAACACACCUCACUGUAGUGGCGACAGGAGUGGUAAAUUAAAGCAUGAGUAGGAUGGAUAGGGACAGCAUAAAGAAACCAAGUUGGAGGUGUGGACAUCAGGGACAAAGGCCAUAACUACAAGAGCAUUUCAGAGAGAGUGGGUGGAAACAGUGCCCCGGAGGGUGUGCUCAGCCCUCAGCUGUGCAGUUAUGCCUGUGGGACCAUCAACAGUGACAGUGACCCAUAGAAAAGUCACAAUUAGAGCAGCUUUACUAGCAGGGACCAUAUUUAUGAUUCACCUAAAAGGCCCUUCCUCUUGUCCAAGCCACCAAAGGGAAGAAAGCUGCCAUCGAAAAGAGAGAGAAAUGGUGGAAUGACAAGCCAUGAUAUGUAGGAGAGAAGAAGUAAAAUGUUGUUUAAAAUAAUAGCAUAGCGUACAAUCAUGUGCUGAUCACCCAGAGCCUGGGUUACUGGCUAAACCCAUAAAACUAAGGGAAAAGGGAUUCUUGUGUCAGAAUCCUAGAGAUUGAUGAGGCUGAUUUAUUAAAACCAGCCUGGAGCUUUCUCAGAGCUGGUGAAAAAAAAAAAAAUCAGACACCAGCCUCACUGUCCCCUGCCAGUGAUUCACUGGCCAACGAAUCUGGUGUUUUAAGUACCAGUGAGACUUAGUAGUAGAGACUUCAAGAUUUAGUAAUUUUGAUGGAAAUAAAAGCCAGAGGCUUGGCUAGUUUUAUUAAUUACUAGCUGAAUUUGACUGUUACAAUCAUGUGUUCAUGAUUGUAACAAUUUGUUACUCUUUCUUGGUUCUUGGGAUCAUUCUUGGGCCUGAUGCCUAUCUUCUUGCAAACUGCUCCCUCUGCAGGUAAGACAUCACACUGCUCGCUGUGAAACCAACAGUCUGGCAUUCUGUGGUUCUAGUGUCCAUAAACUCUGAUGAUGCAAAGUCCAGAAAUAUUUUUAAGUUAAAUAUUUUUAGCAGAACAAGGGCCAAGUGAGAAGCCAUUAUAGAAGAACUUGAGUCUACAGAGUUUUUUGAUCUUUUUCAUUUUAAUUUUGUUUAUGAGGAGGACCAUCUUGGAUGGUGGGGGAAGAGUUUUGGUGUGCCUCUUACUCCUUAUCUAAACUGUCUAAUAGGACCCAUGGGAGAGGCCCAGUAGAAGGGUUACACGGGUUCAUAGGGAUUCAAGACCUGGGAAACCUCCUGUACAUGCAAGUACUUUGAUUGCUAAUAAAACUUUACUUAAGGGCCUCUCUUUUCCUUACAUUCCCUCUAACUCUUAUUUAGUCCACUAGAAUAUUAUUUUUUCAGCUGAACACACAGAAUCAUAAUGUUUUUUGUGCAUUAAUUUGUCAUAACUUGAAUUAUUUUUUAUAAAUCAGAAGAAAUAUCUCCAAAGUUUUGAAUGUUGUAGGAUCAACUCAGAUAGUUGUAGCAAGUGAAAGUGUUUUAACUAGGCAGCAGUGGCUCAUACCUAUAAUCCUACUUGGUAGGCUGAUAUCUGCAGGAUCAUGGUUUAAAGCCAACCUAAA